This is a messenger RNA of Octodon degus (degu), 1781 nucleotides long. It is a transcript of the gene Akr7a2, whose product is annotated as aldo-keto reductase family 7 member A2. The record is from RefSeq and is a predicted model, not a curated record. The transcript has 8 exons. Bases 24 to 1199 code for a protein of 391 amino acids. NCBI's taxonomy places the organism in Eukaryota, Metazoa, Chordata, Mammalia, Rodentia, Octodontidae.
ACCCUUGCGCAGGCGCAGUCCUGAUGCUGCGCUCGGUGUCUCGGGCUGUGGAUCGCGCUGCAGUCCGCUCAGCGCGAAGUUCUCGGCCGGCCCAGUGUCGCACCGUCGUCAUGUCCCGGCCACCGCCGCCAGGGACCACCGGGGGCACUCCGGUUCAGCCCGCCACGGUGCUGGGCACCAUGGAAAUGGGGCGCCGCAUGGACGCGUCCGCCAGCGCCGCGUCCGUGCGCGCCUUCCAGGAGCGCGGCCACACGGAGCUGGACACGGCCUUCAUGUAUAGCGACGGCCAGUCGGAGAGCAUCCUGGGCGGCCUGGGGCUCGGGCUGGGCGGCGCAGAUUGCAGAGUGAAAAUAGCCACGAAGGCCAACCCUUGGGAUGGAAAGACACUGAAGCCUGACAGUCUGCGGUCCCAGCUGGAGACUUCACUGAAGCGGCUGCAGUGUCCCCGAGUGGACCUCUUCUACCUACAUGCACCUGACCACGGCACCCCAGUGGAGGAGACACUGCGCGCCUGCCAGCAGCUACACCAGGAGGGCAAGUUUGUGGAGCUUGGCCUCUCCAACUAUGCCGCCUGGGAGGUGGCCGAGAUCUGCACCCUGUGCAAGAAGAAUGGCUGGAUCCUGCCCACCGUGUACCAGGGAAUGUACAACCCCAUCACCAGACAGGUGGAAACAGAGCUCUUGCCCUGCCUCAGGCACUUUGGAUUGAGAUUCUAUGCCUUCAACCCUUUGGCUGGAGGCCUGCUGACCGGCAGGUACAAGUACGAGGACAAGAACAAGAAACAGCCCGUGAGCCGCUACUUCGGGUGUAAGUGGUCUCACGUGUACAUGAAUCGCUACUGGAAGGAGCACCACUUCAAAGCUGUUGCUCUGGUGGAGAAGGCCCUGCAGUCCGCCUAUGGCACCAGCGUCCCCAGCAUGACCUCGGCCACCCUGCGCUGGAUGUACCACCACUCCCAGCUGCAGUUAAGCCAGCCGGAAGUUGAAAGACCGGUAACCAAAGGCAGCUUUCCCCAGCUGUGGAGGCCUCUGCCACAAGGUGCCCAUGGGGACGCGGUCAUCCUGGGCAUGUCCAGCCUGGAGCAGCUGCAGCAGAACCUGGCCGCUGUGGAGGAAGGACCCCUGGAGCCGGCUGUGGUGGAGGCCUUUGAGCAAGGCUGGCACCUGGUUGCCCACGAGUGUCCCAAUUACUUCCGCUAGACCUGGUGUGACUCCAGGUGCCACAGGCGCCCCCUCUUUCCCUCAUGGAUUCUCUCACCCUGGCCACUUUGCCUUAAGCUGCCUCAGCGUGCUGUCUCCCCAUGGCCUCAAUCAUGCAGCCUUUUCUAGAUUCCUGCCCUGCUCCCUGCCGCCCUGACACCAUGGACACCCUGGGGCUGAGCCCUCCAGGAGCCUCUUGGUCUCAAUAAAGCAGUCCUCGCCCAGCUGCUGCCCUGGCCUGGAGAAACACCGGCUCUCUUGUCUCCUGUCACUGCCUCUUGCCACCCUGCUGGGGUAGGGGGGGGGGUCUCUGAGAAAGGGUGGAGCCGUGAGCUGGGGUCUCCAGGGGGCAGAGGUUGUGGGCCAGGCUCAGGGGUGCCCUGGCCUUGCAAAGGUCUCCUGGGUCCUUGUCCUGAGCCCCGCCUGACCUCUCUGUGUCCUACUCGGAGGGGGAGGGUGGGCCAGGCAUUGGAGUCACUUUCCUCUCAUUAAGGAUUAUAGUGCCAAAUACUCAGAAUUGGAACAAUUAUGGGCACAAAUUACCAUUUGCAUCACUGAUAAGAUGAAGAAUGAUACUUCUCA